Molecule: messenger RNA, 1119 nt
Organism: Ailuropoda melanoleuca (giant panda)
Lineage: Eukaryota; Metazoa; Chordata; Mammalia; Carnivora; Ursidae
Product: lateral eye opsin-like
Exons: 1
Coding region: 1-1119 (372 amino acids)
Biological process (GO): G protein-coupled receptor signaling pathway; visual perception; phototransduction
Cellular component (GO): membrane
Molecular function (GO): G protein-coupled receptor activity
Source: RefSeq, a predicted model, not a curated record
AUGUUACCACAUGCAGCAAAAAUGGCGGCCAGGGUGGCUGGCGAUCACGAUGGAAGAAACAUUUCAAUUGUUGAUCUUCUGCCAGAAGACAUGCUACCGAUGAUUCACGAACAUUGGUAUAAGUUCCCCCCGAUGGAAACUUCCAUGCAUUAUAUCCUCGGAAUGCUUAUUAUAGUUAUAGGAAUCAUCAGUGUAUCAGGUAAUGGAGUUGUCAUGUACUUAAUGAUGACAGUGAAGAACCUCCGAACUCCCGGUAAUUUUCUGGUAUUGAAUCUUGCCCUAUCUGAUUUUGGUAUGCUGUUUUUUAUGAUGCCGACGAUGUCCAUAAAUUGCUUCGCCGAAACGUGGGUUAUAGGACCUUUCAUGUGUGAGCUCUAUGGAAUGAUCGGCUCAUUAUUUGGAAGUGCAUCUAUCUGGAGUCUGGUAAUGAUAACACUCGACCGAUACAAUGUCAUCGUGAAAGGAAUGGCUGGAAAACCUCUAACGAAAGUUGGAGCACUGUUAAGAAUGCUUUUCGUCUGGAUUUGGUCAUUAGGCUGGACCAUUGCACCGAUGUACGGAUGGAGCAGGUAUGUUCCUGAAGGCUCGAUGACAUCAUGCACUAUUGACUACAUAGAUACAGCUAUUAAUCCAAUGUCUUACCUUAUCGCCUACGCUAUUUUUGUAUACUUCGUACCACUCUUUAUCAUUAUUUACUGCUACGCUUUCAUCGUAAUGCAAGUAGCAGCCCACGAGAAAUCCCUACGAGAACAAGCUAAAAAGAUGAACAUCAAAUCCCUCAGAUCAAAUGAAGAUAACAAGAAAGCAAGUGCAGAAUUCAGACUGGCUAAGGUGGCUUUUAUGACCAUCUGCUGCUGGUUCAUGGCGUGGACUCCUUAUCUAACCCUGUCCUUCCUUGGAAUCUUCUCCGACAGGACCUGGCUAACACCUAUGACAUCCGUUUGGGGAGCCAUAUUUGCAAAAGCUAGUGCCUGCUACAAUCCUAUUGUUUAUGGAAUAAGUCAUCCUAAGUAUCGUGCCGCUUUACAUGAUAAGUUCCCAUGCCUGAAAUGUGGAUCGGACUCGCCCAAAGGUGAUUCAGCAUCCACUGUUGCUGAAUCAGAAAAAGCUGGAGAGUGA